GGCCUAGUUGCAAGGGCUUCUGAAACCCCCUUUUCUUCUUCCUUACAGCGACAAAAUGAACACCAGCAGUGUAGAGAACGUUACAUCCAGCUUUCCUGCUUCAACUUUCUCACUAUCAUCAAUGUCCAUCAACAUGAUCCUGGGUCUUCCUCUGAACGGUUACGUCAUUUGGCUGAUAUUGGGAGCUCCCAGGGAGACGAUGGCCUCAGACCUCUUUUCUCUUAACCUGGCUAUGUCUGAGCUCUUUUUUACUUUGUCUGGCAUAUGGAUUUGGAUUGUUAUGAAGUUCAAUUCGUUAUUUUUUCAGUCGGUCUUCCACUUCUCUCUCGGCCUCCUCUACACUGCUCGCCCUCUCUUCCAGUGCUGCAUCUGUGUCGAGUACUAUGUUGCUGUUAUCCACCCGGUCGUGUUCCUUCGAUUCAAACCCCUGAGAUACAGGGUGGCCUGUUGUUGUGUAGUCUGGCUGAUAAUUUUGCUUUCUUGCAUAUACAAUUUUUGCACCUCGUUGAUCCCGUUGUAUCUUUUUCUUUAUUUCAUCCAGACUCUGUUGCUCUUCUGUGUCAUGCUCUUCUGCUGCCUCUCAGUUCUCUGGGCUUUGAAACGCCCCGGGCCAGGAGAGAGAGACACAGGGAAGAAGAAGAGCAAUGCACAAAGAAAACGGUACAUGAACCAGAUCCAGAAUUUCCGCUCCCUUCUCUGGGUCCUGGCUCAUUUUAAAAUGGGACCGAGGCGAAGUGGGAAACUGUCCUGA
Labrus mixtus (cuckoo wrasse) is the source of this 751-nucleotide messenger RNA. RefSeq names its product proteinase-activated receptor 3-like. The transcript is spliced from 2 exons. Gene Ontology annotation, biological process: positive regulation of Rho protein signal transduction; phospholipase C-activating G protein-coupled receptor signaling pathway. Gene Ontology annotation, cellular component: membrane. Lineage: Eukaryota; Metazoa; Chordata; Actinopteri; Labriformes; Labridae. The coding region runs from base 56 to 751 and encodes 231 amino acids. Gene Ontology annotation, molecular function: G protein-coupled receptor activity. The record is from RefSeq and is a predicted model, not a curated record.